UUCAUAUAUGAGCUCUGUUAUAUCUAACGCUUGGUGGUUGGGCUAAGGAAUAUAGUUUAACCAAGCAAUAAAACCCUAACUCCACUUCAGCACAGCGUUUGGUUUAUCGUAUUCACUACAAAAUCCGCCCCCAAUUAAAAUCCUAGGGUUUUUAUUGCAAUUGUAUCGAAAUUGUGACUCGUUAACGUUUUUGUUAUUACGGAUUAUUAUUUGAUUCGAGCUUCAGCAGACGACUAAUUUCAAAAAGAUGGAUGCUCAGAGGGCUUUGCUCGAUGAACUCAUGGGCUCAGCACGGAAUUUGACUGAAGAAGAAAGAAAAGGGCAUCGGGAAAUUAAAUGGGAUGAUAAGGAUGUUUGUGGAUGCUAUAUGGUUCGAUUCUGUCCCCAUGAUUUGUUUGUCAACACUCGGAGUGAUCUAGGGGUAUGCCCAAAAAUUCAUGAUCCGAAGUUGAAGGAAAGUUUUGAGGAGUCCCCCAGGCAUGAUUCAUAUGUUCCUAAGUUUGAAGCUGAAUUAUCUCAGUUCUGUGAAAGGCUGGUUUCAGAUUUAGAUCGAAGAGUUAGGCGUGGCCGUGAGCGCCUUGCACAAGAUGUCGAAGUUCCCCCUCCCCCUCCAAUUUCAGCUGAAAAGGCCGAGCAGUUGUCAGUGCUGGAGGAGAAGAUAAAGAACCUACUUGAGCAAGUUGAGUCUCUUGGUGAAGCAGGAAAGGUCGAUGAAGCGGAGGCACUUAUGCGGAAGGUGGAACUUCUUAAUAUUGAGAAGACAGCCUUAACUCAGCCACCACAGCCGGAUAAACUGUUGCUGGUUGCACAGGAGAAAAAAAUGGCACUAUGUGAAAUAUGUGGUUCGUUUUUAGUAGCGAAUGAUGCUGCAGAGAGAACUCAGUCACAUGUAACUGGGAAGCAGCAUAUGGGUUAUGGCAUGGUCCGGGAAUUUCUGGCCGAGUACAAGGAAGCUAAGGAGAAGGCAAGAGAGGAUGAAAGAUUGGCUAGGGAGAAAGAAGCCGAAGAGCGAAGGAAGCUGCGAGAAAAAGAGCUCGAGAGCAGAAACAGGAGAAGCGAUUCGGCUGACAGGGACAGGUAUCGUGAUCAUGGCAGAUCUCGCGAAAGGAAUGGUAGAGGGAGCCGAGAAUUGGGAAGAGGAGCAGAUAGGAGAAACAGCGGUUCGAGUAAUGGAAGAGAAGGCAGUAGGGAUAGAUACAGAGAACGUGAAAGAAGCAGGUCACGCUCUCCUCACAGGCAUAAUAGUCGAAGGAGGUCAUCGAGGAGUCCAAUUCGCCCCUAAAUAGAGAGAGAGAGGAAUGUGUAGAAAUAUAUCUGAAUUCUGAAGAGGUAGACACUUUCUCGUAAACCAUUAAGUUUAUAAUGUAUGUGAUUUUGGAGUCUUGAAAAAGUUGUGUUGUCAUUAAGUUGAGUAAAAGUUGGUUUUCUGUUCUCACAGCUGUAUUGAGACUACUACUACUAUACCAUCUCCUAUCACCAAUAUUAUUACAGGAGAAAAGAUUGAGGUAGGUAACUUAUCGUCUAUUCAAAGUUUUGGUUUCGACUGUUUGAAAUUUGAAUGGCUCAAAAGUCGGUUUCUCAUCCUUCUUGGUACUCUAGAAUUUGGUUUGUUCGCGCGAAUCUGUUUUCCCCUUCUCUCUUUGGUAACUCAGGUCGUGCAAAUGUGAAUUCUUGCUUGUGAUUGUUGCUUAUUUGGGGAAGUGAGUAAAUACAGAAAUAAGAUCUCAUGUAGAUAUGCCGUGAAGCUGUUGAUCGGUGGGGGUAAAUCUUUCUUACCUGAUUUGUUUUUUCAUCUCUAAUGGACAGAGAAUUUAAUCUAUGCAUGUAUCAUGACUAUAAAUAAUGAAAUUAUAGCAAGUUUAGUACCUAGUCUUACAACUGUCACAGUUAAAAUUCUAUUGUAGUUUGAAUCGGGAUUUAUGUGAAAUAGAUAUAGGUCGGAAUCAAAUAGUUUCCUUGUUCUGGUGUUGAGAGUAUGACAAAAAAUUGUCGCAUUCUUCUUCCUUUGUUCCUUGAAGCUAUUAUUCAGGUCUCGAUCAGCAGUGGAGCAUCGCACCCAGUUUUGGGAAAAUUAGAAAAGAAAAAAAAUGAAACUUACCCCGCAUAAGGGUCAUAUUUCAAGAUUGCUGGAUGAUGUUCCGGUAACUUUUCUUUUCUCGUAAUUUGAAGGUGUGGUGGUCUUGGACACAGUGGUGCAAGUAAAUUUGUUUGUAGUCGAAAAAAAAAAUAUUGAAAGAAAUAAAUCAACUCAUUAUAAUC
Erythranthe guttata (spotted monkey flower) is the source of this 2259-nucleotide messenger RNA. RefSeq names its product LUC7 N terminus domain-containing protein. Gene Ontology annotation, molecular function: mRNA binding. NCBI's taxonomy places the organism in Eukaryota, Viridiplantae, Streptophyta, Magnoliopsida, Lamiales, Phrymaceae. Gene Ontology annotation, cellular component: U1 snRNP. The record is from RefSeq and is a predicted model, not a curated record. Gene Ontology annotation, biological process: mRNA splice site recognition.